UCGGUUCCGGGCCGCCCGGGUGUGUGCCCAGGCCUGCACAGCUGCCUGGGCCAUGUCGGCGCCGCCCGCCCUGCAGAUUCGGGAGGCGAACGCGCACCUGGCAGCCGUGCACCGGCGCGCCGCGGAGCUGGAGGCGCGGCUGGACGCGGCGGAGCGCACGGUGCACGCCCAGGCCGAGCGCCUCGCUCUCCACGACCAGCACCUGCGCGCCGCCCUGGACGAGCUGGGCCGCGCCAAAGACCGCGAGAUUGCCACACUUCAGGAGCAGCUGAUGACAUCGGAGGCCACUGUCCACAGCCUGCAGGCCGCCGUGCACCAGAGGGAUGAACUCAUUAGGCAGUUGCAGCGCCGGGCUGAGCUGCUGCAGGACAUCUGUCGCCGCCGGCCACCCCUGGCUGGGCUGCUGGCUGCCCUGGCUGAGGCUGAACGUCUGGGGCCCCUCCCGGCCACUAACCCCAGCCCCCCACCCCCCGGUGGGCCUGGUCCACCCCUUGCCAACAGCACUGGGGAAGAAGCAAACGGGGACCACCUCCAGUCUGCGGUGUUUGGGACCACAGUGUGAGCCGGGUUGCAGAUUCCGGAAUGGAGACAGAGGGCACCGCUGUCAGUGUCCUUCCGAGUCACCAGUGUCCUGAAGGUGGACCCUGUGGCAGAGCCACAGUCCUGCCUAAGCAUCAGAACAGGCGAAACAGUCAAUGGUUUCAAAUAGGCCCACAGGCCAGAUGCAGAUGUGUAACCCAGACA
This is a messenger RNA of Saimiri boliviensis boliviensis (Bolivian squirrel monkey), 744 nucleotides long. RefSeq names its product vimentin type intermediate filament associated coiled-coil protein (gene VMAC). The record is from RefSeq and is a predicted model, not a curated record. NCBI's taxonomy places the organism in Eukaryota, Metazoa, Chordata, Mammalia, Primates, Cebidae.